AUGAAGCCAAACGACAAACUAAUCAUGCUUCAAGUGGUAUGGCGUCACGGUGAUCGCGCUCCAACCAUGACGUACCCAACCGAUGAGCACCAAGAAGAUGCGUGGCCGAAUGGUUGGGGUGAAUUGACACCGUUGGGAAUGCGGCAGCAGUAUGCUCUCGGAAGAGUUUUACAUAAGCGCUACAUCAACACCAGUGAACCAUUUAUAAGCAAAAGAUAUAGAUCGAAAGAAAUCUACAUCCGUUCUACAGAUGUCAACCGCACUCUUAUUUCCGCUUAUGCUAAUCUUGCUGGAAUGUUUUACGAAGGUGAACAGGGUAAAGAUUAUCCCGAAUUUGGAAAUUGGCCUCAUGGAUGGACACCUAUUCCUGUGCACACACUACCAGGAGCAGAGGACCAUGCUGGCAACGUUUUCGCGCCAUGUCCUCGCGCAGAGCAGUUGGAUGAAGAGUUAAAAAAGAGUGAAGAAUAUCGGAAGUUGGAGGGGGACAAUAAGGAAUUCCUUGAUUUUCUUUCUGAGAAGACUGGAAUGAAAGUUACAUUGAGCAAUAUCUUUUUGGUCCAUGAUGCGCAUCACAUUGAAAAGAUCUAUGGAAUGAGCCAACCAGCCUGGCUGACAGAUGAAGUAUCGCAUCGCCUGCGGAAUAUUACUCAGAUUGUCAACGAGUACAAUUAUGGUAUUGCAGAACCGUACGUACCUGAACUGAUUCGUUUGAGAGGAGGUCCAAUGCUAAGGUCCAUAAUGGAUUUAAUGAAUCACAAGUUGAUGUGCCACAAGAAUACGACAACCAACGUAGACUGUGGAUGGAUCAACAAUAUCAAAUAUUAUGCGUAUUCUGCGCAUGACACGACAGUCGCGGCACUGCUGACUACAUUUGGAGAUGAGAUGGAUGUGAUUCGUGGAGGUUUGCCCAAGUAUACCGCUUCCGUGGCGAUUGAGUUAUGGAUGCUCGAGGAAGGACCUGCAGUUAGGGUAAGAUUUUAUUCCAUGGCGCAUUUCACCACAGUUACCAUCCAAUUACCCAUCUGA
Molecule: messenger RNA, 1029 nt
Organism: Strongylus vulgaris
Lineage: Eukaryota; Metazoa; Nematoda; Chromadorea; Rhabditida; Strongylidae
Source: the annotation of a GenBank genome assembly